AUGCUGAAGGACUUUGUCAAUGAGGACCCGGAGUCGGAGGUGGACGAGCGGGUGGCGGCGCUGCGCGAGCUGAUCCCGUGUCGGCCGAGCCACCCCGAGGCGCUCGAGUGCCCCACCAGCCUCAAGUGCUGCGAGGUGGCCGGCAACCACGUCUGCCUGCCGCCAGUGUCCGAGGCGGGCGGCGCCAUAGAGCAGGCGGCGGUGCUGGCUGAGGAGGUGCCGGUCAAGCCGGGCGGCUGCCCGCACGCGCCGCUCGAGCGGCUCCGGUGCCGGAUGCCGGCGCGGGACCUGUGUCUGCACGACGGCCAGUGCGCCGGCUCGCGGAAGUGCUCCGGCCUCAAGUGCUGCCACAACGGCUGCCUGUUCUCCUGCGUGCUGCCAGAGGAGCAGCUCUCGACGAAGCCGGGCUUCUGUCCGCCGCCGUCGUUUGUGGAUGACUUGCCGCCGCCAUGCCGAGGCGGGGCGCGUGUCAACGCCUGCGACGCCGACGACCACUGCCCGGGCGUGCUCAAGUGCUGCCCGGGCCUCUGCUCGCGCCAGUGCGCGCACCCGCUGUGA
This is a messenger RNA of Pollicipes pollicipes, 558 nucleotides long. Its product is annotated as WAP four-disulfide core domain protein 5. The record is from RefSeq and is a predicted model, not a curated record. Bases 1 to 558 code for a protein of 185 amino acids. Gene Ontology annotation, molecular function: serine-type endopeptidase inhibitor activity. Gene Ontology annotation, cellular component: extracellular region. Gene Ontology annotation, biological process: antibacterial humoral response; innate immune response. NCBI's taxonomy places the organism in Eukaryota, Metazoa, Arthropoda, Thecostraca, Pollicipedomorpha, Pollicipedidae. The transcript has 6 exons.